This is a messenger RNA of Polistes dominula (European paper wasp), 510 nucleotides long. RefSeq lists its product as uncharacterized. NCBI's taxonomy places the organism in Eukaryota, Metazoa, Arthropoda, Insecta, Hymenoptera, Vespidae. The record is from RefSeq and is a predicted model, not a curated record.
AUGGAAGAUGAUUCACAUUCACAUAUUUUUGAUCGAAUGUUUAAUACUGUAAACGGAGGUGUUAAAUGGACUGUACAAAAAAUAGAAUCAGCGUGUCCUUGGAGAAGAAAAAAGUCUGAAAGCCAAUUAAUUAUACCCGAAAAAGAAAGCGAUAUUAAACCCGAUUAUCGUUCAGCUCCACAAACCGAUGAAAGUACCGAUUUAAAAGACCAAGACAAAUCUAAAAAUUCAGAUGAAAAGUUAUGGGAGUACAAAGCACCUAGUGAAAUGACAUCUUGUUGUUUCAUUAAAAUGCAGUUUGAUCAUCUUAUUUUACAACAGGAUCCUUGCGCACCUUGUUGUUGCGAACCGAAACCUGCUCCUUGUCCACCUUAUCACGAAGAACCUCGAGAACCUACUUGUGGUUGUGAUCUAUGUAAAAAGGGAUAUCCUAACGAUAAAUGUUGCGAUCACAGAGAACAAUUUCGAAGGGGUACCUUUCCACCGAGACAUUUUGAAAAGGCUUGAUAG